AUGAAAGACAAUUCAAACGUUGCGGACUGCACAAAUCAAUCGUCAAUAAAAACAACCAACAACAGGGUUUCCGAAUUCACGCCAGUUUCUCUUAAGGAGAAAAAAAAUGUCGAAAUAUCAAAUGAAAAUUAUCUGCAUAAAAAAUUUAAGAAAAUCGCCGCUAUAUGUGAUUACACUGCCAAGACUGAAAAGACGGAAGUUAAAAAUCAAAACGGAUUUAUUAGUGAUUUAAGACAAGUAGAAUCGUAUAAAAUAGAUUUAGUGCCAGCCAUAAAUGAAAGAAUAUCAAAUAGUAGGUGUAAUUUGAAUGUGAGUUCGUGUAAAAAUGAGGGUAACGAAUCGGAGUCUGGAAAGACUGUUAAAAAUUCAGAGGUUAAGCAACUUCCUCCGCCUCUUCGCUCUUGCUCUUCGCCUAAACAUGAAAAUACUCGUUCACCGCCGACGAAGAAGGAUGACGGAGGAGGAUCCGCUCUUUCUUCCAGUUCGGGACGUUACACUUGCCCUUACUGCCAGUUAGCUUGCGCGAAACCGUCGGUCCUUCAAAAACACAUACGUGCUCACACGAACGAACGACCAUAUCCAUGUUCGCCCUGCGGGUUUGCUUUUAAAACGAAAAGUAACUUGUACAAGCAUUGUAGAUCUCAAGCGCAUCGGUUUAAAACAGGUGAAGGACAAAUCGGAAGCGAAAAAUGUGAUAGUGCAGAAGAUGAAUUUUCCGACGACUCCGGUCCCAAUCGCGCCGAGCUUUCGUUUAAAAAAGUGGAAGUUGAAACUAAAGUCGUGCCGACGGAAGUUGCGACUCCCAUUUCAAUUGCAAAGCCCACCACCAAAGCAUCAGAAUCCGAGACCAACGACAAUCAGUACAAAAUUUACAAGCCAAAGUUUCACAAAGCAAAUCUUUAUCAAGAUGAUAAUAGGUACGGAUCGGUCAAUAAAGAUAACGUCGUCGAAGAAAAAGUAGAAAAGCAAAAAACGGGGGAGGAGAAUGAAAGAGUCGUCGAUAAGGCGAAAGAAGUGACCUGCGUGGUGGAGACUCCUUAUCUGUCUCCUGGACCUCUGCUGGGCACGACUCCCUUAGUCGACGUUAAGACGGAAGUUGGUCCGCCUCCUAAAAAACGGAGAACGCAAUCCAUGUCGCCGAAUAACGCACAAAAUUACGAAAAUCGGAGACUGUCGACGUCUUCAUUGCCAUGUCCCAUAUCACCUUCCAACGGUCUUACGAAAACCGGAAGUAGGACAACAUCUUCUUCCCCUUCGGCUACAUUGAAAUCCCUAGAAGAACUGUCGAAAUAUCCAAUGAAACCGUCGUUGAACAUGUUCGGAGGUGAAGUUAAAAUAUUAGAUUGCGGAGAAACAAAGACAAUGCGAAUUGAACCUAAUCCGAAUCCUCAGUCGCCGGUUGAUGCAUCCACGAAAAAUACUUCGAAAUUUUUUGUGACCAUAGCAAAAACUGGUCUUCAUUCGGGAGGAGGAACUCUAGUACAAGUACCUGCUAGCACGGCGCAAAGUAAUAUUUUUCAAAUAGCCAACAUAUUAAAUUACCCAGAUACGAAAAAAUUAUUAAUGCCAUUGAUGCCAAAUAUAUCAACUCCUAAUUUGGCAGUACCCGGUGUGCCAACUCCUAAUUUACACGUGCCACCUAAAACCUUUUCCGAAAUCGCCACCAUUCCCGCGCAAAUCCCGUACGUUCCUGGCAUACCCGGGCCGCAGACGAUAUUACCUGCCAAAGUGACUGAAAAUAUUGUUAAGAAAGAUGAAGUUAAAAAAUCGAAAGAAACAAAAUCAACAGUGUCUUCCUUAAUAUCGAUUCGGAAAUCGAGCUCUUCCAAUCAAAUAAAAAAUGUGCCAAAUGAUAUACCAAAAAUAGAAAUAAGUGCUCCAACAAAUGAAGUGACCGAAUGUAAAAAAGACGAUUUAGUCGGUAAAAAAGAAACCGGGCUUAAAUUCCUUCGUCCUACUUCGUUACCUCUCAGACCGGGGUCUUUCACUCCGAAAAGACUGCACCAAGGCAUCACUCCGACCGUUCUGAGCCUUGUGAGUCCGGAAACGCCCAGACCCAAGAAAAGUUACGGACAGUUGUUUCUCAACGGUCACGCGUAUACUUAUUUGGGACUCAAGUGUUCAACGAGAAGUUACUACUGUACCAUAUCUAGACCGCAACCGAUGUAUGUCGAGCAAACGGCUCAGUACCCGAAACUUUCCAUGUAUUCCAAUUGGAAGGUUUAUUCAGAAUCAGAGCCGAGCCUUUUAGGUUUAACACCCGCGAAAGCCAUGGCUCACUACGACAGUCGUCAUCGUUCCUCUUCAUACACAAUUGCUAGUAAAAACAUAUCAUCCAACUCUGGCGGAAUAUUGACUCAUUCAUCUUCCUGGUUGAAAAAUUUAGAUAAGCAACAACAACAACAACAACAACAACCACACAAAGAUAAUUCCAAAACUGAACAGGGAACAGAGAAUUCGUCGUGGACCGCUGAAGCACCUCAUAAACGAGUGAAAAUAUUUGCCGGUGGAUACGAAUCAAACGAAGACUAUACAUAUGUUCGGGGGAGAGGGAGGGGUAAAUAUUUUUGCGAAGAAUGCGGGAUCAGGUGUAAAAAACCUUCGAUGUUGAAAAAACACAUUCGGACUCACACGGACGUUCGACCCUACACAUGCAAACAUUGUACCUUUUCAUUCAAAACGAAGGGAAAUCUAACGAAACACAUGAAAAGCAAGGCUCACUAUAAGAAAUGCAUGGUUUUAAACGUUCAUCCCAUUCCGACGACGGUCGAAAUGGAAAACAUUGACGAAGAAUUGCUCGUGAAACAACAGGCCAUGAAACAAGAUGAGAACGAAGAAAGUGAAAACGAGGAAGAUGACGAUGAAGAUGACAGCGACGAAGGUGAAGAAGAAAAUAUUCAACAAGAGGAUUCCGAGUCUUUGGAAAGAGAGGCUGCUUCCGGUUUAUUAUCACUGUCGGAAAUGACAACUGGAAACUCCCAAUACAAAUUACUUUACGUGACGGCAGGCCUUAUUCCAAAGAGCACAAACGGGAUUCGACCAAAUACAUAUCCACCAUCUUUAUUGUUGUCCAAAUCGUCGCCGUUGUCGACGUCCUCGUCGUCGUCGCCGUCGUCGUCGUCCUCGUCCUCGACGGAUACAAAGUUAAAACCAGAAUUUUUCCCUCCUUCAAGUGGUCCGAGUCCAAGCUACGUCAGCGUGACCGAAGAUGGACGAAGCAUAUGCGUCAUGUGCAACAAAAUAUUUACAAAAGCGAGUCAAUUGAAAUUACACGUUAACAUACAUUAUUUCGAAAGGCCGUACAGGUGCGAACCUUGCGCCGUAUCAUUUAGAACGAAAGGUCAUUUGCAAAAACACGAAAGAUCUGGAUCUCAUCACAACAAGGUGUCCAUGAAUACGACGUUCGGCACGGCGACCACGAGUAAUCCACGUCCGUUCAAUUGCGACGAUUGUAAAAUAGCUUUUCGAAUUCACGGACAUUUGGCGAAACACCUUCGAUCUAAAAUGCACAUAAUGAAAUUAGAAUGUAUAGGAAAAUUACCAUUUGGAACAUAUGCGGAAAUGGAACGUUCAGGUGUUAAUUUGAACGAAAUCGAUACGACAGACUGUGAAAAUUCUCUAGAAAGUUUACAGGUUUUGGCUCAAAAACUUUACAAUAAAGACUCUGCAUUGGUUCCUUUAGCAUCAUCAUCAUCAUCAUCAUCAGCAUCAUCAAAACAGAUCUGA
Molecule: messenger RNA, 3726 nt
Organism: Pediculus humanus corporis (human body louse)
Lineage: Eukaryota; Metazoa; Arthropoda; Insecta; Psocodea; Pediculidae
Product: immunodeficiency virus type I enhancer binding protein, putative
Exons: 11
Coding region: 1-3726 (1241 amino acids)
Biological process (GO): regulation of transcription by RNA polymerase II
Cellular component (GO): nucleus
Molecular function (GO): RNA polymerase II cis-regulatory region sequence-specific DNA binding; DNA-binding transcription factor activity, RNA polymerase II-specific
Source: RefSeq, a predicted model, not a curated record